AUGGAUUUUAUAACAACAAGCAGCAACGACAGCAACGCGUCCAGCGGUUACCCAGACGGGGUGGACGUGGUUGCCGACUGGGACGAGGGUGAGAAUGGCACGGGGUCUGGGUCUCUGCCAGAUGUGAAACUGAGUUACCAGAUUAUCACCUCUCUGCUCCUGGGGGCCCUUAUCCUGUGCUCCAUAUUUGGCAAUGCGUGCGUCGUGGCAGCCAUCGCCCUGGAGAGAUCUCUCCAGAAUGUGGCUAACUAUCUGAUUGGAUCACUGGCCGUGACAGACCUCAUGGUAUCGGUGCUGGUUCUGCCAAUGGCGGCCCUCUACCAGGUUUUGAACAAGUGGACACUGGGGCAGGAGAUCUGUGAUUUAUUCAUCUCCCUGGAUGUACUGUGUUGCACAUCAUCCAUCCUGCAUCUGUGCGCAAUUGCCUUGGACAGGUACUGGGCCAUAACUGACCCCAUUGACUAUGUAAAUAAACGGACACCAAGGCGAGCUGCGAUCUUGAUUAGCGUGACUUGGCUAAUUGGUUUCUCCAUCUCUAUUCCGCCUAUGUUAGGCUGGAGAAGCGCCGAAGACAGGGCGAACCCCGACGCCUGCAUCAUCAGCCAGGACCCGGGCUACACCAUCUACUCCACAUUUGGGGCGUUUUACAUCCCUCUUAUCCUCAUGUUGGUCCUGUACGGGCGCAUAUUCAAGGCCGCUCGGUUUCGGAUUCGAAAGACGGUCAAGAAAACCGAGACAGCAAAAGUGUCAGACAAGUGCUUGUCUGUGUCUCCGGCUAUCUUCCACAAGAAAACCAACGGGGAGGCCGGGAGCAAAGGCUGGAAGCGCAGCGGCGAGUCUAAACCCAGCUCUCCGUGCGUAAACGGCGCGGUGAAGCACGGAGAGGAGGGUGAAUCUCUGGAGAUCAUAGAAGUUAUAAGCAACUCAAAGACGCACCUGCCUCUGCCCAACACGCCUCAGUCCUCCUCGCAUGGCUACGAAAACAUAAAUGACAAGAACUCAGCGAAGAGAAAGAUUGCGCUGGCCAGGGAGCGCAAAACGGUGAAAACACUGGGGAUCAUUAUGGGAACUUUCAUCUUCUGCUGGCUGCCCUUUUUCAUCGUCGCACUGGUGCUGCCUUUCUGUGCAGAGAGCUGCUACAUGCCCGACUGGCUGGGCGCAGUUAUAAACUGGCUGGGCUACUCCAACUCUCUCCUCAACCCCAUAAUAUAUGCCUACUUCAACAAAGACUUCCAAAGUGCUUUCAAGAAGAUUAUAAGAUGCAAAUUCCACAGACCGUAACCACACAGAGUGAAAACAUUUGUGUUUACUUAUUCGUGGAGUUUUAACGGACAGCAGGAAAAGUUUAUUGACUGUAUGGAACAGCAAAAAAAUAACAAGACUUUUAUUCAGGGACAGUCUCUCUUCGGUGUGUGUUCGAGGACCGUGUAAAAAGAAAAUCCGGGGUCACUGGCCGCUGAUGAAAUGAGACAAGACGAGAACUUUUGCUCUUAAUGUACAAGCUCAUGUUUAUUCAGUGUUGUAGCUACAAUAUAUAGCCUAUAUGCGACGGCAGCCAUCGUUGUAUUGCCAUGCAAGACAUGUCAUGUGCUGAUUCCAUGCAUUUUACCAUGAGACA
This is a messenger RNA of Morone saxatilis (striped sea-bass), 1618 nucleotides long. It is a transcript of the gene htr1aa, whose product is annotated as 5-hydroxytryptamine (serotonin) receptor 1A a. NCBI's taxonomy places the organism in Eukaryota, Metazoa, Chordata, Actinopteri, Moronidae. Gene Ontology annotation, cellular component: plasma membrane. Bases 1 to 1281 code for a protein of 426 amino acids. Gene Ontology annotation, molecular function: G protein-coupled serotonin receptor activity. Gene Ontology annotation, biological process: regulation of vasoconstriction; adenylate cyclase-activating adrenergic receptor signaling pathway; regulation of behavior. The record is from RefSeq and is a predicted model, not a curated record. The transcript has a single exon.